Molecule: messenger RNA, 4538 nt
Organism: Delphinapterus leucas (beluga whale)
Lineage: Eukaryota; Metazoa; Chordata; Mammalia; Artiodactyla; Monodontidae
Source: RefSeq, a predicted model, not a curated record
CAGCACUUCCUGUGUUUGCCCUUAACAAAGAUGGCGACAAUACUUCCUGUUCAGGGCUUUUGCCUUCAACAAAAAUGGUGCUUACGGUACAGGUUCCCUGACACUUUGUGGAGUCCGGUUGCAGUUUUUUUUUUUUUUUCCUUAAGAUACGUGUUUGCAGACGGGGAGAUGGAGGCUAGAGACAAGCAAGUGCUUCGCUCCCUUCGCCUCGAGCUGGGUGCAGAGGUACUGGUGGAGGGACUGGUCCUCCAGUAUCUUUACCAGGAAGGGGUCUUGACGGAAAGCCAUGUUCAAGAAAUUAAAGCUCAAGCCACAGGCCUCCGGAAAACAAUGCUGCUGCUGGAUAUCCUACCUACCAGGGGUCCUAAAGCAUUCGAUGCCUUCCUAGAUUCCCUGCAAGAAUUCCCCUGGGUAAGGGAGAAACUGGAGAAGGCAAGAGAAGAAGCCAUGGUUGAGCUGCCUGCAGCAAAACUGAUUAAUAGUGACACUAAAUGGAAUAAAUAAAGGCCAGAAAUAGCAUCAACAUUACCUCAGGUAAGGCUUUGCUACCACAUAAUUUUGGCACCAAACUUUAGAAAACACAAACAGAAAGUUCUUUGUUUUCAAGAGCUUUGUGAUUUCAGAAUCUCAGGGAAGGAAUUAUCAGCUUUUUAACAUAAAGUUGGCACAUUUCAAAUCAGAGAUGAAAGGACUUCUGAAGGGUGUUGGGAUUACAUACGAGUCAUUUAAGAGGAAAAAGAAAUAAAGUUAAAUCCCUACUUUAUAGCAAAAUUAAUUUUUUUGGCUGUGCCACACAACUUGUGGGAUCUUAGUUCCCCAACCAGGGAUUGAACCCAGGUCCUCAGCAGUGAAAGUGCAGAGUCCUAACCACUGGACUGCCAGGGAAUUCCCAAUGAUUUAUAGAGAUUUUACUGUUAAAAAAUUAAAGAAUCUAUAAAAGUAAUAGAAUAAACUAUAUACCCAGUCUUUAUUUAUAAUCUUGUGAUAGUGGAGAUCUUCGUAAGCAUUACACCAAUGGUAGAAACUAAAGAAUUAAAAAAUAAAGAAGAAAAAGAAAAGAGAGAUUAAACUAUGUAAAAAUUAACUUCUAUACAACAAAGAACAACAUAAUAAAGUUAAAAAUGAAUACCAACACGGGAAAAAUGUUGGCAUCAUAUAUAAUAGCAGCCAAAGAGUUAUUACCCAUAAUUUAUAACAAGCUCUUACAGAUUAAUAAACAAAAGAUGAAUUCUCCAGCACAAAAAAAGGACCAAUUAUAUGAAAAGGCAGUUUGCAAGGGAAGAAAUACAAAUGGCUGCCAAUAUUCUACCAGUACUCAGACAACAAUUAGGACUACUACAGCUUCUAUAGCUACUGCAGCAGCUACAACCAGCUGCUACCAUUUACUGAGUGUUUAUUGUGCACCAGGGACUGGGCUAAGGGCUUUACACAUAAUGCUUAAGAAAAUACUGAGACAGGUGUAAUUAUUUACACUUUGCAAUGAGGAGUACACGAUUUAGUGAGUCGAGGCAGCUUGUCCUAGGUCACACGUUUAGCAGGGCUUUUGUAACUCAGAACUGUUUGCCUCCAAAGCGCUUGCUUUUCAGUAGACACUGACUUACUGCCUCCAUAUAUUAAUGUACUUAUGAAAAGAAAAUCAAAUGAAAGCAGCCUGAAGUUACCAUUUCUUUUGUCUAUCAGAUUGGCAAUGAUUUGAAAAGAAUACUCAUUGCCAGGGAAGGUCAGGAUGUGGAGAAGCCUGGUGGGAGUAUCAAUUGGCAUGAUCCUUCUGGAAGGCAGUUAGGCAAUAUGUAUCAAAAGCCACAUCCUUUGACAUAGUGUUUCUACUUCUAGGAAUUUAUCUGAAAGGACUAAUUUGACAAAUACUCGUAUGUACAAGGAUAUUCAAUUCAAUAUUGUUUAUAAAACCACAAGGUUGAAGGAAACUUACUUGUCCUUCAAUGAAAGAUUGGUUAAAUCAGUUAGGGGAGAAUUGAUGAUAUAAAGCUAUAUUUAUUAAUUUUUGAACAUUGUCCUAUUCAAAUUUAUUAUUGGAUGGAAAAAUAAAACAAAACAAAGCAGGUUGCAAAACAGUCCAUGUGGUGCAACCCUAUAUUUGAGAAACUCAAAUUGUUUAUAUAUGCAUGUAUGCCAAGAAGAAAGUCUGGGACGUGGUGUUGACAGUGAUGUAAUUAUAAGUGAUUUAUUUUCUUUAUAUGUUUCUGCAGUGUUUAUUGAUUUAUUUUUUGCUGUUACACAUAUACUCUGGUUUUUAAAAAGUACUUAAAAAUACAUAUAAUUUCCCCGUACUGAUGGAACAUCCCAACUUGAAGAUUAAGCACAAAAUUCUGGGGAUCUAAUCCAGGUCUGUAAAUUUACUUUGCUUUUGUUAGGGGGUAUUUAGGUACUUUCCAUACUUACAUUUUACUCUUUGAAAGUUGACAUGGGCAUGAGUUUACACAUACACAUGAUUUCCCACAUGUUUUUCCAAGAAUUGCCAGAUUUCUUUUUCACUGAUUGUGUUUAAAGUCAUAGUUUGCCAGCUCUUUGGUUUACAAAAGCCAGUCAGUGUGAAAUUGACGUGAAUAAACUUUUUAAUAGAUAUAAGGAAGUCCUAUUCAUGUUUGCCCAAUCAGUAGAUCAAGGUCAGAUUUCCUUAUUGGGCUGACACCUUCUUAAUAACAAGUGGAGUUUUUAAAAGUAGGUUUAACAAAUGUAGCUGAGGAAUCCUGCCCAAGGGAAAGGUUUAGAAAAGUAUUAUUUCUGAUAGGGAGGCAGCCAUGUUGGGAAUAUCUUAAAAGGCUUGAUAUAACCUAGAAUUUACUAUGAAACUGUGAAAAACUAAUAUGUGGCAUGUGAGCAAUUUGCACAGUGCUUUUCAACAUCUUUCUAGCCACUCAGCAUUGUUUAGUGAUGAGAAUUGUGGACUAAGGAGUGUACAUUUUGGUGGUUUUUGAAGAUUUGGAUAUAGGGAUUUGAGUUCCACUUGAUUGAACUGGCAGCUUAAGAAAUAGAUUUUUAAAUUGCUUACCGAAUGAAAAAGGAAAACACUUGUAGUGAAAAUGCUGGUUGUAGAUAGUUCUAAAGGCCAUUUGGGGCAACAGAACAAGGUGACAAUCACCAAGAAAAUGGUUAGUAAUGGGCUUUUAGAGACAGUGUCUUAAUGCAGUUGUUAUUUUAAAUUAUCUUUAAAGUGGUUUAUUGACCCUGUUUUUCUGUUUUGACAUUCUCUUUCAAAGGUAUAUAAGUUACACUGAUACUAUUUGAAUAGUGCAACUCUUAUGUAGCAGUUAAAGAGGGUGCAUUUUGGAGUCAGGCGGACCUGUGUUAAAAUCCAAACUCUACUACAUAGUAGUUUUUUGACCUUUGGCAAGUUACGCAGCCUCUCUAGGUCUCUCUCAGUUUCUUCAUCUCAAAAAUACCAACCUUACAGGCUGUUGAGAAGAUUAAGUGAGAUAAUUUUUAUAAAGAGCUUAAUAGCAUCUGACACAGGUAAAUGCUUAGGUUGCUUUAAUGAUUACGUAUAGUUCAAUCUUAUUUAGAAUAAUUUUAUAAUAAUAUGUAGUAUAAUGGAAAGAAUGUAUGUUGUACUGUCUAAUGAACCCACAUUUGAACCCUGGCUGUGCCCCUUAAUAACCCCAUAAUCUUGGGCAGGUCACUUAUGUGCUGAGCCCGAAUUUUCUCCUUCAUGAAACGGGGUCCUCCGUAAUGCUUACUUUGUCAGAUGUUGUGAGGAUUAGAGAUGAUAGGUCAAGUGUCAAACUCUGCGUUUGGAGCAAAGUAGGUAUGCAGUGAAUGGUAACUAUUGUCAUUGCUAUGGAAGCUAAUAAAUAUCAAAGAACCUCUUAAGGGCUUUUUAUAUUUUCCCUCUUUGUUUUUUACCUUUAGUUUCAAUUCUUUAAGAAACUGGGUACACAUAGCCAAGACUAUGCAAUAUAAGAAAAGCUAAAGAAGUUAUAUAAAAUUGAUCAUAGUACUACAUUCGGUAAACCAAAAGAAUAAGAGUCGGAAGUGAUGGAUUGUAUUAAUAGAGAAGGAUGUGUACAUAGGGCCUGGCCUUGGGGCCCUUGUCAGGGACUGGUCUCUCAGGAAGAAGCAGCAUGAAGGGCAGUGGUUUCAUUUCUCAUAGUCGCCCCCUGUCACUUACUACACUGAGGAAGUGUAUGUCAUGGGCUUCGGAACCUGUGCUGGCUGACCAACUGGCCAGUCCUCUAGAACAGCUGCUGGAGGUGCCUGGUGCACUGGCAUUGAGGGCAGGCCCGGCUGGCUGGCAAACACUUGUGAUGUUAUGCUAAUGAGUCCUUCUGUGGAGGCUGCCCUCCCAGGUGGGCUUUGUCCACACACGGUCCAUCUUGCUUCAUAUUUGCAUGGUAUGGUGCUUGUUGUAUCCAUUUGUCUGCCUGUCCUCCUGCCCUCCCUCCCUUCCAUCCUUCUUUCCAUCCAUUCAUCCUUCCUUCCUUCCUUCCUUCCAUCCAUCCAUCCAUCCAUCCUCUAAGUGCUAGCUAUAGCAGUGAAAAACAGAUAAAAUCCUUGCCUCAAGGAUCUUACAUUUUAGAGAU